UUUCCGUACUAAAGAAUACCUUAGUCCAGCGAAAAGGGCAUCGUCAAAACCCACCCACUACGACCGCCCCCGCCCAGCCUCCCCAAAAUAGUGCAGGUCCGCAGGCCUCCACCGCUCAAUUCGCUCCCCUUCCAGCUUUUCUCGACCCUUCUCUGCUCUCACGUCACAGCCACUUAGCGCAUUGCUAUCUCUCCGCUCUCGCUCUCGCUCUCUGAGGCCUUCCUUCUCACUAUCUUUACGCACUUCCCUCGUUCCCGAGUAGACCACACCUUUUCAGCUCUCAUGGCUCCACCUCCCCCAUCGAACUUGCCUUUGGCCGAGAGGCUGAAGGCCCUGGCUCAGACGCUACAGUUCGCGUGGUUUGCUGGGCACGUCACACUGCUGCUCUCCGUCUUCCGCUACCUCCUGUCCUACAUCACCUUCAACUACUACUCGUCCUCGGCCCAGGUGUCCUACCGCUUGGCUUUCCUUUCGGCUGCUGCAACAUACGGUAUCGUGGUGUACAAAGGACACAUCGCCCGUGGUCGUCUUCAGGGUAGCGUUCCGAACAUUGUGGUGAAGCUCGCUGGUGAUGAAAAUGUCCAGUAUCUUGGAAUGGCGAUUGUCUGGCUCUAUUCCCGACAGGUCCCAUUGGCCCUCCUCCCCUUCAGCGUCUACUCAAUCUUCCACGUUGCGACGUACUCUCGGGCCCACCUGAUCCCUACCUUGCAGCCUCCCGCCCAGGGCGCCGCCGGAUCCGGGUCGCCCUCUUCUCCUGGUGCUGCCAAGCCUGCUGCCAGUCCUUUGGCAGAGACCAUUGGAAGAUUCGUCAAGCAGUACUAUGAUGCCAGCAUGGAUCUCGUGGCUGGGCUCGAGAUGGCGCUGCUGUUCCGCCUGGCCUUGGGAGUUCUGACUUUCUCCAAGGGAAGCAUCCUUCUCUUCAUUAUCUACGUGGCCUUCUUCCGCGCGAGAUACACCCAGAGCUCGUUCGUCCAGCAGGCCGUGCGCCACUUCACCGCCCGCGUGGAUGCUUCGGUUUCCCACCAGAGCACCCCCCCUGCGGUGCGCCAGGGAUGGGAGACCUUCAAGGGUGUUGUUCGCCAGGCGUAUGAGAGCACCGACCUGGGCCGUCUGACUUCCGGAGCUCCGGGCAAGAAGCCGCAAUAA
Aspergillus nomiae NRRL 13137 is the source of this 1146-nucleotide messenger RNA. RefSeq lists its product as uncharacterized. Lineage: Eukaryota; Fungi; Ascomycota; Eurotiomycetes; Eurotiales; Aspergillaceae. The record is from RefSeq and is a predicted model, not a curated record. Gene Ontology annotation, cellular component: endoplasmic reticulum; membrane. The transcript has 4 exons. Bases 283 to 1146 code for a protein of 287 amino acids. Gene Ontology annotation, biological process: membrane organization; endoplasmic reticulum tubular network organization.